This is a messenger RNA of Patiria miniata (bat star), 1651 nucleotides long. RefSeq lists its product as uncharacterized. Gene Ontology annotation, cellular component: extracellular region; lysosome. Gene Ontology annotation, molecular function: calcium ion binding. Gene Ontology annotation, biological process: cell-matrix adhesion. The record is from RefSeq and is a predicted model, not a curated record. The coding region runs from base 102 to 809 and encodes 235 amino acids. The transcript has 6 exons. NCBI's taxonomy places the organism in Eukaryota, Metazoa, Echinodermata, Asteroidea, Valvatida, Asterinidae.
GUAACGCCGAUCCUUGCAGUCGGAUUAGAGUUGGACCGCCGGUGCACACACUCUCGACUCUUUCGUUCGCUUGGUAUUACAGUCUGCAGAAGAAGACCAAAAUGUACGCUGCCGUGCUUUUCUCCGUGUUGAUAGUAGCUGCCUCCGCGGUCGGCGAAGAACCCGAGAAAUGCUGCUCUGACCCCUACUACACGUUCAUAGCAGAGAUUGUUGCGACUGAACUGAAAGAAGGCGCGCUGCUGACCGAACUGAUUCAACAACCUGGGGCCUACGAUUCCAUCGACAAGAAAAUCGGCUUGAAAUACAACGUACACAUCUCUAAUGGCACCCAAGAAGCCUUCCGGCUAAUCGCAGACUACAACGAGGGAAAGGCCUACGUUAUCUACAAAGAAGAGGAAGAAACAAAAUGCGACAUCUAUACCUUUUCCUAUGGUUUCCCAUACAACUGUGUGCCAGAGGACAGCAAGUUUGCCGGUUCUGUAACCAUCGGCGAUCGAGCUAUACGUGCGAACAACUGGUACCACAAUGACCAGAGUUCCCCCUCCGAAGACGUGCACACUGUGUACACCAUCGAGGAGGAGGAGUGCGUUGAUGUCAGCAGCUUCCAGCGAACCUUCGACCCAGAAACAGGAGAUGAGAUCAGCCUUGUAAGGUCCACCUAUUCGGAUUUCAGUCUGGGCAUCUGCCAUCCGGAUGAUUGGUUCAAAGUCCCAGAGGAAUGCCAGGCUGGGAGAGCAAAGAUGGUCGAAGGCAUCCCCAAGAAAUAUGCCGGACUUCGCGGACCAGGAGGAAAGCGUCUGUUCCAGUAGAUGACUCGUAAAUACGGCUUCAGUUUGAAGAUGGAAAGUACUUAAAACGAAAUAUCUACCGAGCUGAAAGAUUUUAAACGCUUGCGCAUAAGUUUCUUUUAGAUUUAUACUGGUUGAGGGUUAAUGAUAAUUUAGUUUCUGCUGGUUCAAAGAGGCCUGCCUAUAGACAAUUAUCAUGUUGCGGCCAUCUCUUUUUUUCCCAUUCAAAUCAACGUAACCAAAGCGAGGCUGGAAGGAAAAUGGUCUGGUUCCUUUUGCAUUAAAACCAUUAUCAUUCAGUACUGUUAUUGAAUACAAGGAAUAAAACUGAAUUGGUGGCAGCAUGUAUAGUCCUCUUUCUCCCUGACACUGACUUACUGAUCACCCCAUGUUACCAGUGAAUUAGACUGGACAUAGUCACAUCUUGGCCCAAAGGUUUGACAUAGGAUUAUCCCGAAUGACUAAAGGGUUAAAUCCGGCCCACUGUUCGGGCCACAUGCAUGAAAAGACUAGAAUCAAUUGAAUAGAAUUUGCUCGCUCUGUGACCAACCUUUACUAGGCUUUGAUUGUCUUGUUUUAUCUUUAUCAUGGUUUUCUUUGGAACCAAACUGCAAAUAAUUUACAAUUCAGUCUAGGUUGCUAAUAUAAGCAUGUGAACCUGCUUUGUUUGAAGGUCGGCAGCCUGUGCUCCACACUCCAGUGUUUUGUGUUUAAACAAAAACAUGAUUGAUCAUGAUUUAUCUGGAAUUCUCUUUAUAUUGGUAUUGUUUGUAAAUCUUUGUAUUCGUUUGGAAUAGAAAACAAGUUUGUCUUGUCUAAAAAAUAAAAUUGAAAUAUUCCACAAUCAGAUGUUUGAAAUAUAA